Messenger RNA from Phragmites australis (common reed), 2852 nucleotides. Its product is annotated as protein ALTERED PHOSPHATE STARVATION RESPONSE 1-like. Bases 227 to 2605 code for a protein of 792 amino acids. The transcript has 4 exons. The record is from RefSeq and is a predicted model, not a curated record. NCBI's taxonomy places the organism in Eukaryota, Viridiplantae, Streptophyta, Magnoliopsida, Poales, Poaceae.
AUGGAAAAAAAAAAUCUUUCGCAAAGAACAGCGAACAGCUCUUACUCCGCCACUUUCCCCACUCCACUGCUGCACGGCACCCACCGUGCAUCCACCGCCAGCGGCCCUCACCAAUCCCCCCCCCCCGCGCACCCCCGCAGUGACGCCGCUGUCGCAUCACGCCCCAUCGCCAGGAGCCCCUCCCGAGAAUCGCAGAAACCCCAUCGCCGGCCGCCUGCCCGCCUCGAUGGGGUGCGGACAGUCCAAGAUCGACCAGGAGGAGGCGGUGUGUCGGUGCCGGGAUCGGAAGCGGCUGAUGGCCGACGCCGUCCAGGCUCGGAACGCCUUCGCCGCCGCCCACACAGGCUACACCGUCCGCCUCAAGAGCACCGGCGGUGCGCUAUCCGACUUCGCCCACGGCGAGGCGCCCGACCCUAGCCUGGUGGCCUCCCAUUCCCACCACGGCGCCGCCGACGCAGCAUCAGUCUCCGCGCCACCUGGCCCCUCCACCGCCUCCGUCCUCAGCGCGCCCUCCCCGCCGCCCCCGCCGCCAUUCCGCGACUUCUCCCACUCCAGCCUCCAACGGUCCUCCUCCACCCCCAACAUCCCUAUGCCAGACCCGAGGGCCGCCACCAAGAACCGGCCCACCGCCGGUGCUGCUAUCCGGGAGGAGGACGAGGACGAGGAGGAAGAUGAUGGGCAUAUUAGGACCGACAGUGAGGAUGAUGACGACGACAGCGACGACGACGAGGAUGAUCACCAUGAGCAUGACGAUAUUAGCGUGGAUGGCAUGGUGCACGGACUGCCACAGAAGCGGGUUGUGAUGGAUAGCGUGGGAUCUUCUCCGGUGACACCGCCUCCGCCACCGCGUCUGAACCCAGACCCACCAACACCGGCCUCUGCAACACCGCCACCUCCGGUGCCAGAGUCACAGAUGGCUACCUGGGAUUACUUCUUUGGCCCGACCCCCACGCCACCGCCCACCCUAGAGCAGCCUGCUGACAAGACUUGGAUGGAAAGGUGUGAGAAUGAGCUAGUGCCCGAGGUGAAAGCACCUGUGACAAAACCAGUUGUUAGUGAACCAGCUGAUGCUGAGGAAAGGCCACCGCAGACAGCAGCAGAGAAGGAGAAAGCCAUUGAGGAGAUGGUGGCAAAUCUACCCCCGUCAAAACCUAUUGUUCGGAAGCCACCCAAGGCUCCUGGCCCGCCGCUGGCAGUACACUACCAGCAUGCCUCGUCGAUGGGUUUAGUUGAGACUCGAAAGGGGAAGAUGAUGGCGGCAUCAGGGACUGCCAGCUUGCUACAGAUUGUUACUCAGCUUGAUGAUCACUUCCUCGGAGUUUCAGAGAGUGCACAUGACGUGUCAAAAAAAUUGGAGGCAACCCGAAUGCAUUACCACUCCAACCAUGCUGAUAGCCGAGGACAUAUUGAUCACUCUACAAAAAUUAUGCAUGUUAUCACAUGGAACCGCUCCUUCAAGAACUUACCUGACCACGAUGACCUGAAUGAUAAUUUUGAGAUUGAUGAAAGAUUUGAAACUCAUGCUGCAGUUCUGGAUAGAAUGCUUGCUUGGGAGAAAAAACUGUAUGAUGAAGUGAAGGCUGGGGAGCUUAUGAAAAUCGAUUAUCAAAAGAAGGUUGUUCUAUUGCAUAAGCAAAAGAAACGUGGUGUUAAACUUGAAACCCUGGAGAAGACAAAAGCUGCUGUUAGCCACUUACACACAAGGUACAUCGUAGAUAUGCAAUCCAUGGAUUCAACAGUUUCUGAAAUAAACCGGCUUCGUGAUAAACAGCUAUUCCCAAAGUUAGUGGAUCUUGUUGAUGGGAUGACUAAGAUGUGGAGUGCUAUGCACCGUCAUCAUAGAAGUCAGUUUAUGAUCAUUUCAGGGAUCAGAGCUUUUGAGGUUCCUCCUGUUCCAAGAGAAACCACUGAUUCACAUUACAACCAGACUUGUGAGCUUCGUGACAUCAUUAGGGAGUGGCACAUGCAGUUUGAGAAACUGAUGGACAAUCAGAAAGCGUACAUCAGAGCACUCAAUGCAUGGCUGAAGCUUAAUCUCAUCCCUAUUGAGAGCAACUUGAAGGAGAAGGUCUCUUCUCCGGCAAGGCAGGUGGAUCCACCUAUCAAACACCUGCUGCAUGCCUGGCAUGACCAGCUUGAAAGGCUUCCAAUUGAGCUUGCAAAAACUGCAAUCAAAAGCUUUGACGAAGUGAUAAGCAAUAUUGUACACCUUCAGGAAGAGGAAGUAGGCCUAAGGAGGAGAUGUGAGGAAACUCGCAGGGAUCUGAACCGAAAGAGAGCACAGUUUGAGGACUGGCAUCAAAAGUACAUAGAGAGACGGGCAGCGUUAGGUGAGGAUGCAAACCCUGAAGCAGCUGAAACUCAAAACCCAGAUCCUGUUGAAGAGAGGAGACAUGCCAUCGAGGAAGUAGAGAUUAGGCUGAGGGAACAGGAGGGACACCACCUUAGGCAUGCCAGGCAGGUAAGAGAAAAAUCCCUCGCGAACCUCAGGACACGCCUGCCAGAGCUCUUCAGGAACAUGGCUGAUUUCGCUUUCUUUUGCCAUGACAUGUACAACAAUUUGAGAAAAACUGCUGGCGUGCUCAACGAUAAAGUCCAAGGCUGAUGCUAUACGUUUGUAGUCGUACUCAACCAGCAAUAGGGAAAAAAACUUUGGUUGUGAGUGUUUCCUUUUUUUUUUUGUGGGAAUGGCUAGGUGUUUCCUGGUGACGUGGGCAUCCUGAGGUCAUUUUCAAUGUGUUGAGUGCGUUGUAGAGUUAGUGAUCAUUAAUUCUGUUUGUAAAUUGAAAUGAUCCUAACAUGAUGUUCAACCUCAUGGAAAAAAUUCUUUCUUAUCUAUCUCUUUUCUGAUU